AUGUGGUACCAAACUAACCCCGUCACGAGGGGCGUCGCAUCUCGCCACAAUGCGCCUCAGCUGAGCGGCCACGGCGGCCUCGAUGCGACCAGAACGCUCAUGGUUCGGCUGGGCAAAGGGGUUUUGCAACCAAGCUUUCUUGAAUACGACAUUCCCGCAGUCAGCGAGCUCCCCUCCUAUGCUGCUGCGGGUGCAUUUGCCUGCUCGCUGCGGGCGCCCAUCGCGGAAUGUCUCAGGUUUUCGCUCGGCGACCAAGCUUUUGUGGCAGCCACUCUUCGUGCCUCCUCGGCCGCAGAAUCGGCGGAAGCUCCGGGGUUUCCAACCGGGGCAUCCUUGGUUGGCCGACCACAUCUUCGAAGGAUAUCCGACUUCAGAGCUCCGGCUGGCGCAACUCUGGUACACAUUCCAGCCCGCGCCGGUGCGACGGGGAUCGCAACUACAGCUUCCCUCUACCCCUCCAUCCAGCCCCCGUCUCGGCCAACGGGCAACAUGGGCAGCAUCGAUCGGCAGGACGACCGCUUCUUGUGUCGGGAUAACGGGUUUAGUCCGCUGCCGCAAAACGCCCGGGAUGCCGACAGCUCCCUGGCCAACGUGUGA
Molecule: messenger RNA, 597 nt
Organism: Thermothelomyces thermophilus ATCC 42464
Lineage: Eukaryota; Fungi; Ascomycota; Sordariomycetes; Sordariales; Chaetomiaceae
Exons: 3
Coding region: 1-597 (198 amino acids)
Source: RefSeq, a predicted model, not a curated record